UGGCAGUCUAGUACACAGACGAAAUGUUGGAAUGUUGUUUCUAAUUAGUUCAAAUGUUUCCGCAUAAACACUUCUCAUAUUUUUUUUACUAAUAAAUAUAUGGAAAUUAAGUCGAACCUCGUGACGGCAGCAUUAUUGAGUCACAUGACAGGCGAGUCUCCGACGGAUCUUAUAUCGUUACACGUCUAAUAAUCAUGCCAACAACACAACAAUCUCCCCUGGAUGAACAAGAGAAACUUCUUGAUGAAGCUGUGCAGGCUGUCAAGGUCCAAUCUUUCCAGAUGAAGCGGUGUCUGGACAAGAACAAGCUGAUGGAUGCUUUGAAACAUGCUUCUAACAUGCUGGGUGAACUGAGGACCUCCAUGCUUUCUCCAAAAAGCUACUAUGAACUCUACAUGGCCAUUUCUGAUGAACUCCACUACCUAGAAGUUUAUCUGACUGAUGAGUUUGCCAAAGGACGCAAGGUGUCUGAUCUGUAUGAACUGGUUCAGUAUGCAGGGAACAUCAUCCCCAGGCUCUAUCUGCUCAUCACAGUGGGUGUCGUGUAUGUCCGGUCCUUUCCCCAGUCUCGUAAGGACAUUCUGAAAGACCUAGUUGAGAUGUGUCGAGGUGUUCAACACCCACUCAGAGGCCUCUUCCUCAGAAAUUACCUGUUGCAGUGCACCCGUAACAUACUGCCGGAUGAUGGAGAGCAGGCAGAGGGAUCAGAGGAAAUGACAGGAGAUAUCAAUGACUCCAUCGACUUCGUCCUCCUGAACUUUGCAGAAAUGAACAAACUGUGGGUUCGAAUGCAGCAUCAAGGUCACAGCCGGGACAGAGAGAAGAGAGAAAAGGAACGACAAGAACUUAGAAUCCUCGUGGGCACGAAUCUUGUUCGCCUCAGCCAGCUGGAAGGCGUCAACGUGGAAAAGUACAAACAGAUUGUUCUUCCUGGAGUGUUAGAGCAAGUUGUGAACUGCAGAGACUCAUUGGCUCAGGAGUAUUUAAUGGAGUGCAUCAUUCAGGUUUUUCCAGAUGAGUUCCACCUUCAAACACUGAACCCCUUUCUUCGUUCCUGUGCUGAGCUUCAUCAACAUGUCAAUGUCAAGAACAUCAUUAUUGCGCUCAUUGACAGGCUGGCUCUCUUUGCUCAUCGAGAAGAUGGCCCUGGCAUCCCAACGGAGAUCAAACUAUUUGAUAUCUUUUCUCAGCAAGUGGCCACUGUUAUUCAAUCCCGUCAGGACAUGCCAUCAGAAGACGUGGUCUCUCUUCAAGUCUCUCUCAUCAAUUUGGCUAUGAAGUGCUACCCUGAGCGUGUUGACUAUGUAGACAAGGUCCUGGAUAGCACUGUGGAGAUAUUCAAUAAGCUAAACUUGGAACACAUUGCAACCAGCAGCGCUGUGUCAAAGGAACUCACCCGACUACUGAAGAUUCCAGUGGAUACUUACAACAACAUCCUGACCGUGCUGCAGCUCAAACACUUCCCACCUCUCUUUGAGUACUUUGAUUACGAGUCUCGCAAGAGCAUGAGUUGCUAUGUUUUGAGCAACACACUUGACUACAACACCACUAUUGUGGCACAGGAACAGGUGGACGCCAUCUUGAACUUGGUAUCCACACUGAUCCAAGAUCAGCCAGACCAACCGGCUGAUGAGGCUGACCCUGAGGACUUUGCUGAGGAACAGAGCCUUGUGGGUCGUUUCAUUCAUCUCCUCCACUCUGAAGAUCCAGAUCAACAGUACCUUAUUCUGAACACUGCUCGGAAGCACUUUGGCGCAGGUGGAAACCAAAGGAUUCGCUACACACUUCCUCCUCUUGUGUUUGCUGCUUACCAGCUGGCCUUCAGAUACAAGGACAACUCCUCACUGGAUGACAAAUGGGAGAAGAAGUGUCAGAAGAUCUUUUCCUUCGCUCACCAGACCAUCAGUGCUCUUAUAAAGGCAGAGCUUGCUGAGCUGCCUCUUCGACUCUUCCUGCAGGGAGCUUUGGCUGCAGGAGAGAUUGGCUUUGAAAACCAUGAGACUGUAGCGUAUGAGUUCAUGUCACAGGCUUUCUCUCUCUACGAGGAUGAGAUUAGUGACUCCAAAGCCCAGUUGGCAGCCAUCACGCUGAUAAUUGGUACCUUUGAGCGGAUGCGUUGUUUUAGUGAGGAGAAUCACGAGCCACUGAGGACUCAGUGUGCACUGGCAGCCUCCAAGCUCCUGAAGAAACCUGACCAGUGUCGCGCUGUCAGUAUCUGCGCUCAUCUCUUCUGGUCAGGCCGUAGCACUGACAAAAGUGGUGAAGAGAUUCGUGAUGGUAAGAGGGUGAUGGAGUGUCUUAAAAAAGCCCUGAAGAUUGCCAACCAGUGCAUGGACCCAUCGCUGCAAGUGCAGCUUUUCAUUGAGAUUCUCAACAGAUACGUUUGCUUCUAUGAGAGAGAAAACGAUGCGGUAGGAGCAAACAAUUACGUUCAAUAUCAGACAAAGGUAACUGUGCAGGUACUAAAUCAGCUAAUCCAAAAAAUCAGGGAAGAUCUUCCCAACCUUGAGGCAAGUGAGGAAACCGAGCAGAUCAACAAACAUUUCCACAACACACUGGAGCAUCUCCGCCUGCAGAGAGAGUCUCCUGAAUCUGAGGGUCCUGCCUAUGAAGGCUUGGUUAUUUAAAACUAUUGCAGGUUGGAUUUAUCUUUCACUCUGUGUCAGUAAGAAUGCUUUCAAGUACACAAAACCAUUGUCUGUGCAAGGAAUUAAAGAAAUGCCUAAAAAACUAAACUAACCAUUUGUUUAUUAGAAUCAAAUUUUCUUCCUCACUGUCUCUCACUGGUAGAAUUCUUUGCUGUAAAGUUGGAGAUGCUAUACUAAAGUGGUUAUCACAACUCAUACUGUAGCUUCAGUGUUGUAGAAAUCCUUCCUUAAUGUGAUAAUUUUGUCUUGCAUCUGUGUGUGUGUGUGUGUGUGGGGGGGGUACUAGUUGUCACUGGUGUAUCCGAAUUUUCCCUGCAUGUUUAAAUUUUUCUUUCAACAUUGGAAAAUUAUUGUAUUAGCAAAAUGAAAACAACUGUGUCAUCACAGCUACAUAUUACACCAGUGACUCCAAGCUAGUUUCUGGAUUUGAUCAGUCAUGGUUUUGUAGCACCACACUGAAGAUUUGAUAAAUCCUUUGGACCAUGUACUUUUAUCUUACUGGAUUUGUGUCAAAUUACUGCAUAUUGGCAAAGGCAUAUGUAAACAUUCAUAUUUCACCAAAAUAUCCCUUCUUCUCUUGCUUCAGUAGUACAACAUUUAAUUAUAUCAGAGUUGUCCUAAUAUUAAUGACCUUAUGUCUUGACUUUCCUACAAUUGGCACAUUUGGAAAUGCUUUGUAUGCGUUAUUGUGCAUGUAUCUCUGAGUCUAUACCUAUUUCAAAAUUCGAAUAAUUAGUGGAUCGCUGUUUCUUGUUGACCCUGUCCUUUGGGAUUCAUCAAAUGUACACUAGUUGACAAGAUACAGUAGUUAUAUUCGUACAUAAUAAUGUUUGUGUAUAGAUUUUCAAACUACACUAAAUAUUAACAUCUAACAAUCUGAUUUCUCUUAAUGAUGCCAUGUUGAUUUGUUUAAUUCACCAAUUUCACUUGUUUUAAAAAAUCCUGUGCUAACCCACUUAUGAAUCAAAUAGAACACAUAAAAUUGUAAUGAUUGUUGUCAUUUGUUGAAAUAAAUUGAAAUUAACAAGA
This is a messenger RNA of Betta splendens (Siamese fighting fish), 3677 nucleotides long. It is a transcript of the gene vps35, whose product is annotated as VPS35 retromer complex component. Lineage: Eukaryota; Metazoa; Chordata; Actinopteri; Anabantiformes; Osphronemidae. Gene Ontology annotation, cellular component: retromer complex; retromer, cargo-selective complex; late endosome. The record is from RefSeq and is a predicted model, not a curated record. Gene Ontology annotation, biological process: retrograde transport, endosome to Golgi; intracellular protein transport. The transcript has 17 exons. The coding region runs from base 195 to 2627 and encodes 810 amino acids.